Messenger RNA from Drosophila teissieri, 3465 nucleotides. RefSeq names its product breast cancer anti-estrogen resistance protein 3 homolog. The record is from RefSeq and is a predicted model, not a curated record. Gene Ontology annotation, biological process: small GTPase-mediated signal transduction; positive regulation of peptidyl-serine phosphorylation. NCBI's taxonomy places the organism in Eukaryota, Metazoa, Arthropoda, Insecta, Diptera, Drosophilidae. Bases 147 to 2972 code for a protein of 941 amino acids. Gene Ontology annotation, molecular function: phosphotyrosine residue binding; guanyl-nucleotide exchange factor activity. The transcript has 9 exons.
CGCUCAGUCGAAGUCUGUUUGCUCACGUUCAGUUGUUUUCCCCAAAGCGAAGUGCGCGGUUGGGUUUCAGCUUAGGUGUUGCUACUGCUCCACAAUUUAUAGAUCUUACAGAUCUGAGCAUUGGAUCUGCGAAGAUAGCCUGCACCAUGGGCAACACUCAAGUCCGACCGCUUGAGAACCGCCAUGUGCCCAAUCGGAGGAGCAGCAUUUUGUGGAACUUUCGGUACUCGAACACAGUGCGUCGCCGCGAAGACUUGGCCGUGAUGGUGCACAACUCCAGGAUGAGCAUCAGCGAUUGGCUGGACCUGCUGGAGCUGCAGCAGUACGAAGGAAACCUACAGGAGUUCAGCAUCGUGGACGACGUGGUGGACAUCACGGACAAGGAGCUAAAGCAAUGUGGCGUUCGAGGUGCCCAUCGCCAGCGGAUGGUCAACAGUUUGCUGGGUGUUCGUGCCAAGCGAAGGCAAUCCAUGAAUCUGGAGGCAAUGAGCAGUGCCCCGCGAGAAGUGCCGCGGCGCAAGAACUCCUGUCCAUUGGUUUAUCUGGGGGAGAAUCCCCAAGAUAUGGCGGGCAGCGGCGAUAGCGGACCCGGCGUGAUUACCACCAAGAGCGGCAAGGUUCUGAAGCAACUCACCUUCGAUGAGACUUCCACCAUCUACGAGGAACUGAGGCCGCGGUCCAAGUGCAACAGUCCCCAUUGGGCCACCGAAGACAGCAGGAUGGAGGGCUACGGGAGCAGCAACGCCACCACUCCGCUGGCCACCGCCCAGCCCAGUCCCAGCGAGCAACAGGAGGCCAUCGCCCUGAAGAAGGCGCUCGAGUGGGAGCUGAGCCUGGACGCCCGCGAGCUGCGCUCCCACGCCUGGUACCAUGGAGCACUGCCCCGCCAGCGGGCCGAGGAGAUCGUGCAGCGCGAGGGCGACUUCCUGGUCCGCGACUGCGCCUCCCAGCCGGACAACUAUGUGCUCAGCUGCCGGAGCAAGGCGGCCGUACUGCACUUCGUACUUAACAAGUUGGUGCUUCAACCGGAGACGGUUUACGAACGGGUGCAGUACCAGUUCGAAGAGGAUGCCUUCGAUACGGUGCCCGACCUAAUAACCUUCUACGUGGGAUCCGGCAAGCCCAUCUCCUCGGCCUCGGGAGCGCUCAUUCAGUAUCCCUGCAACCGCACCUAUCCGCUCUCCUUCUACGGCCACAAGAUCGUGGGCAACCAGCUUCACACGCAGAUGCUGGCCGGACUCCGAGGUCUGAGUCCUCUAAACUCGCCGAUGGGCAGCAAUGGGGCAGUGGGUGCAGGUGUGGCCGGUACCUUCCGCUUCGAACCGCAGCAGCAACAGCUCUCCCCAAUGGCUGGCUCACCGGCCAGUCCGCACUGCUCGCCACCGAGGGCACGUAGAGAGGUUCCUCCGCCGCCGCGGCUGCCCUGCAAGAAGCAACAGCGCUCCCAGAGCCUCACACCGGCCCAGGCCAUGUUGGUGAGCAACAUCAACAAGCUUCAGGAGCAGCAGCUGCACAUGCAGGAGCUCGAAAACGGCAACGCAAACGGAGUAACGCGCUUCCAGACGAUUGCCCGGUGCAAUCCGACCAGUGAGCAGCACCUGGAGAGCAAGUUCACCACCCACUCGCUGCCCAGGCCCAACACUUCUGCGGCGCAGGCUCUGCGCCAGCAUGCGGUGGCCAGAAUCUCGAGCCUGGCGAGGAACUGCAGCCUGGACUCGCCGUCGGACUCGCGGCCACCCAGUCCGCCGCCCAAGCCGCGCAAGGAGCCGAUGGCAGCGGUGCUGGCAUACCAGGCCAGUGGAUCUGACUCGGGGAACGGGUCCGGUGAUUCGGCUCUGGGGGAUGCAUGUGAGGCGAGCGUGCAGCGGGGUGUGAUAAUCAAGAAUCCCCGAUUCAUGACCACCUCUGUGUCCAAUGGGACGCUGAAGAGCUUCACAGAGUUCGACGUCCUGGCCGCUGAGGAAGAACUUUUCACCAUGGCCAUAGAAGAAGUUAAAACAGCAAGCAAGUUUGACUUUGAAAACUUUGUCACUUUGCUGCUGCCAUCCGUGGAGAACAAGCCACUGGACGGCGAUGCCCUCAACACCUUCAAGAUGAUGCUUCUAGAGACGGGCCCCAAGCUGCUGGCGGAGCACAUAACCCGCAUCGACAUUGCCCUGUUCUUGGAGGAGCCGUCAAACGAGGAGGACUACUAUCUAAGCAGUUCGGGUCUGGAGCUGCUAACACUGCCCCAUGGAAAGGUCUUUAGGGAGGACAUAAUAGAGCGGACGCAGUGCAUCAAGUUGAUGGUCGCCGUGACCAUACUCACCUGUCAAACGGAUCUGGACCGGGCUCAGCUGCUCAGUAAAUGGAUUCAGAUCGCCGUGGAAACCAAGACGGCCCUGGGAAAUCUGUUUGGAUUCUGCGCCAUCAUGUUGGGCCUAUGCAUGCAACAGAUCCAAAAGCUCGACCAGGCCUGGCACAUCCUGAGGCAACAGUACACGGACAGCGCCUUCACCUUCGAGGCCAAGCUACGACCCACGUUGAGCAUCAUGAACGAGGCCUCCAAUCCUCAGGCUCCCAACACAACCGUUCCUCACGUUCUGCUGUAUGCGCUGCUGAUCGAUCGGCCCGUCAUGGACAUCAUAAACCACUCGAACAUCGACGAUCGUCCGGCUCUAUACCACACCUGUAUUGCUCCUUGGGAAUCGAAGGCGGACGACUUUGGCAUGACCAUUAACUUCCAGCAUCUGGAUGCUUCGCGCGGCUUCCUCAAGAACUUGGAAUUGUAUCGGAAGAAUGCCAAGAUCAUCCUGGAGGACGCCAGCCCUCGGCUUGAUGAGCUUCUAGCAGAUGCCUUUCGAACCGAGUUCCAUGUGAAGUUCCUAUGGGGCAGUUCCGGAGCAACUGCAAAAGCCGAGGAUCGCCACAACAAGCUGGAAAAGGUGCUGACCCUGAUGGCCGACAAGUUCUGCAUGAUGGCCGAGCAGUAGUAAUCUGUGAAAUAAUAUGGACUCAAGUUUCUGGCUGAUAUCAAAAAAAAAUCUAACCUAAAGCGAACCUAUGCCAGAACCUCCUACUUACUAUCCACAAUGUCUCCAGACCCUCCGCAACUUUCAAUUUCGUGCUGUCUCUACCUCAGCCUGAGUAUAUAUCAUUUCAGCAGAAACACAAAAGCACUUUAUGUUACAGUUCAAAUACCGAUUAAUCCUUAGUUAAGUUAAAUUUAGAACUAUACGCGUAUUCAAAACGAUGGGGGAAUGACGCCCAACUAGUUAUCAUAUUUUUAUGGAAAACUCUUUAAGAGCAACCUCACUCUGACGUACUACCAAAGUUUUGUAUUUACUACCAAUCCCAUUAUUUAUUCUACGCCAACUUACUCUACUAUAGAAGAGACAAUAUACAUUAAUCAAAACAUCAUAAGCAAACAUACUCUCUCACAAAAUGAUAUAGGCAUAACAAUAUGAAUGCAUAAUUUUUGCAAUU